Salvelinus sp. IW2-2015 is the source of this 3215-nucleotide messenger RNA. The record is from RefSeq and is a predicted model, not a curated record. NCBI's taxonomy places the organism in Eukaryota, Metazoa, Chordata, Actinopteri, Salmoniformes, Salmonidae.
AUUAAUAGCAGCAAUAGUAGACCCUAUCAGGUUUCUCAAGGAAGGGACUAACACACUCCCUCACACAUCUGUGCUGUGUAGAGCGGAGACACACCUGCAAACACAUACACUAGUGGAACCAAGGUAGAGACCGGAGACACACACACACACCUGUGCUUUGCAGAUUGGUGACACACCUGUCCAGGAAGAGGACACACUCAAACUCACCUGGAGUAUAUACUUCACUCUCCUGCUUCACCUCUUUCCUGUCUCGACUUAAGGAACAACAGGCCCAUCAAUACAGAGAUAGUGCCACUCUACAUUCUCCAGCCUUACCCUAGCCCACCUUCCAGUCCUAUCUCUAGUUGCAGUGAUGGGAGCAUGUAGGAGUGUUUGGAGGUUGGGGGGCUGCGCCAGGGUGGUGUUGGCCUGGAUCGGGGCUCUGUUGCUGGGGUCCAGCUUGGCCCUGCCUCUCCCUGCCACCUGUCCUAAGGGAGUCUCUCCCUUGAACCUGAUCCAAACACAGUACCAGUCAAUCCCAGGAGCAGACACAGGCUUCAUGUCCGGGGUCGUCCAGUCCUUCCUCCACACCGUCCAGCCCAACCCCUUCCCCAAAGAUCUGCUGGUUAAAUUAGUGGAGAAAGGGGGCAAUAUAUACGAUGACAAGAAGACCAUCAAUGAGGUCCUUCUCUAUGAAGUUGGUUUCCUAGUGUGUGCUGCUAUAGGGAUCGUGUACAUUAUCCUUAUGCCCCUGGUGGGGUUCUGCCUGGCCUGCUGUCGCUGCUGUGGACACUGUGGAGGACACAUGUACCAGGAACAGACUAAAGCUGUCCACUGUCACAGGAGAGGAUUAUACUGGGCUACACUACUCACAACACUAGUCAUACUUGCAGGGAACAUCUGCAUGUUCUUCACUAACCAGUUACUGAAAGUGAGUGUCGAGGACAGCUCUGUAGAACUCAACAAUAACCUGGACAACCUCCAAACCUACCUCACCGCUGUCCCACAGCAAAUUGACAGUGUGCUGAUAGAGAGCAAUAAGACAGUAGAUGAGGUUACCAGAAGCCUCAAUGACAUAGGUCCUCUGCUGGGCAGAGAGAUCCAGAGAAGUCUAGAGGGCCCCCUGAWCCCUGCCCUGAAGUCUGUCAGAGAUAUAGCCAAAGUGGUGAACCGUACCAGUGUCCUGCUGGUGGGGUUGAACUCUACUCUAACCCAGCUCCAGUCUGAUGUGACUGUGGUCCAGGCUAAUGUUUCCUCUGUCAGAGACCGCAUCAACAGCACACUGAGAGACCCUGACUGUAAUGGGUGUUCUGCCUAUCAGUCAGAGCUAGAGAAACUAACAUUUGACACCACUAUCACUAUCCCCAGUCUGAAUGAGCUGCAGUCGGGAGAAUACUUAUUUGCCAGUAUUCCCCAGAGAGUGACCAACGACACCAGGUACAUGGUACAGAAUGUGAAGCAGCAGCUUGAAGUCAUCAAGAGACAGAUAUCUUUGGUGAAGGGAUACAUCCCUGUCUCUGCCCUCAGCAAAAUCUCAGACACACUGGGAAAUGCUCAGAGAUACAUCGACAUGUACUCACCACAGGCAGAGUGGGUAGAGAUGAUCAGGUGGGGUGUGGGUAUUAUCCUGAGCUGUGUAGUUCUCCUGGURGUAGUGUGUAACCUUCUGGGUCUGUUUUUGGGUCUGGUGGGACUGAGCCCUCAAGACGACCCGACAGAACGAUCCGGCACCGCCAACUGCGCAGGAACCUUCCUAAUGGCGGGUGCAGGGCUAAGUUUCCUGUUCUCCUGGCUCUUUAUGCUGGUGGUGUUUAUACUGUUUAUACUGGGAGGGAAUGUCUACACACUGGUUUGCCAGCCCUGGCGCAGUGGACAGCUACUACAGUUUGUUGACACUCCGGGCCUGAUACCUGGAUUCGAUUUAAGAGAGAUACUGGGCCUGAAGAGCAACCUGACUCUCAUUGAAGUAUACAAUGAAUGUGAACAGAACAGGCCUCUAUGGACAACCCUCCACCUGUAUGAGCUCAUAGACCUCAAUGAUCUACUCAACGUAUCCAAAUACAGAGAAAAGAUUCAGCAACACUUUGACAGUAAUGAGAUCAAACUGCCUACCAUCACCCUGCUCACACCUGAGAUACGCAAACAGCUACACGGCUUCUCCGACAUGGUCCAUGAUGCUGACUUAAGCUCUGUCACACAGCAGAUCAACGUUAUUUCCAGCAUUAAUCUGACAGAAAUAGCAGGCAUGUUAGACCAACUUGCUACUGUUCAAAUUAAUACAGGUAUUCAAAAUCAGCUGACACAGGAGGCUGGAGGCCUGAGAGGGAUCCAGUCAGGCAUUGUCACUGCCAUCAUCCCACAACUGACUCAGUUGAACUCCAACAUAUAUGCCCUCAGUGUCAUAGCAUCAGAGAUCAAUGGCACAGUAGGAGAUGUGUUGAAUAAAGUGGGAACAGCUCAAGACUUCCUKAACACCAACACUACACAGAUAGUCAAGGCCGCAAGUAGGGAGUUCCUAGACUGUCAGAUGGGGUACUUCACGACGUAUGCUGACUGGGCUAACCUCACGAUCACUCAACAGAUUGGUCUCUGUGGCCCAGUGGCACAAGCUGUGGACUCAGCGAAGGUUGUAGUCUGCUCAAAUAUGAUGGAGUCUCUGAAUGCGUUCUGGUUCAGUCUGGGCUGGUGUAUGAUCUUCCUGGUCCCCAGCAUCAUCUUCUCCAUCAAACUGGCCAAGUUCUACAGGAGGAUGAAGCACAGCGAUGUCUACGAAAACCACAUAGCCAUGAACAUCCCCCCCCGAGCCAAACCCUACUGAGCUGGUGGAAAGAGAGGACUGGCAAGGGCUGUUACUGCUCUCAGGGAAUAGAACCAGGGCUCUGCCACCCCACCCUGACAGAGGGACAUGAAUGGGUCUAACGCWACAUGUACCACCUGAAUAGUGAUAUAUCAAAUAGGGUAGGUACAAGUUGCCGGCUUCAACAUAACGUCUAUAAUCAUGUCAUUGUGUUGUUUGUCUACAAUGUCAUUGACUUUUUGUUAUUUUUGAUAUAUUUCUUUUCUUCUAAUGAAUGAUAUUGAUUGAAAUAUUUGAUUAUGCAAUGAUACAAUUUUGUACCAGACAAUGAGUAGGAUAUGUGUUACGAAGCACUUUAGUAGGUCUGUUUAUAUAUGAAAAACAUUUCUGACAUGCAUUGUGCAAACUACUGUGAUUAAAGAUUUGCUACAAAUAGAGA